Daucus carota subsp. sativus is the source of this 2871-nucleotide messenger RNA. RefSeq lists its product as uncharacterized. Gene Ontology annotation, biological process: negative regulation of translation; mRNA catabolic process. Bases 159 to 2696 code for a protein of 845 amino acids. Lineage: Eukaryota; Viridiplantae; Streptophyta; Magnoliopsida; Apiales; Apiaceae. Gene Ontology annotation, molecular function: protein binding. Gene Ontology annotation, cellular component: CCR4-NOT complex. The record is from RefSeq and is a predicted model, not a curated record. The transcript is spliced from 6 exons.
CUGAUAUUUAACUAAUUUCACUCUUGAACCCCGAUUCAAAAACUCCAGGCACACUAGGGCUCGUCUCUAUACAUAUUUAUAUUGGGAUUUAUAUAUUCACCAUCACCGAAUCGAUAAAUCUCAUUUCUCAAUUACAAUUUUGUUGCUGGAUCUGCGAAAUGGAGUCUCGAGAAGCUUCUGCACUCAUCACAUCUCCCAAUUCCGACGACGAGUCCUCACUCUCCUUCACUUACGCCUUGGCUAAAGAAGCUGCCGUGCUUUUCCAUUCCGGCAACUUCUCCGAUUGUCUCCAAUUGCUCCUUCAGCUUUUGCACUACAAACCUACCGAUCCCAAGGUUCUCCAUAAUAUUGCUGUAGUAGAAAACAUUGAAGAUGGAUUUUCGAAUCCAAAGAAAUUCCUCGAAGUACUAAAUGACGUGAAGAAACGAAGUGAAGAGCUUGCAAGUGCACCUGUGGAAAAUUUAGAGGAUGUUAGCAAUGCAGAAAGUAAUGUCGUGGCAGUAUCUAACGGAAGUAGUAUAUUGGUGCCCGAAUCCUCUGCUGCUCAUAGUUCCAAAAUUGUUCAGUUUGCUGAAUUUUCCACCCAUGUGGCAUCUUUCAACAUAGCAGUCACUUGGUUUAACCUUUGUGAGUAUUCAAAGUCAUUUUCUAUUCUGGAACCAGUUUAUCGAAAAGUUGCACCUAUAAGUGAGGGGAUAGCUCUUCGUGUAUGCCUCUUGUUGCUCGAUGUUGCCUUGCUUUCACAUGAUGCCUUGAGAUCUGCUGAAGUCAUUGACUAUGUAGAGAAGAUAUCUUGUGUCACUGGCAUGAUGAAUCAAGGUGAAAAUGUGAGCCAUGCUCAACUACAGCCUCAGAGCCUAGUCACCAGACCUUCUUCAGUUCCUAACAGCACACCUAAUUCCGAAAUUUUGAGUGGUGAUUCUGCUACAAAUACAUCUGAAAUUUCUUUGUCUAGAAGUUUAUCAGAGGAGGCAGAAUAUGAAAACUUAUUUUCAACUCUUGACAUGAGUGGGCAAAACCUAUCAAGACCCUCUGUUCUCCAUUCUUUGAAUGAUAUCUCAAGAACUCAAGUUGAUGAUUCUUUGCCGGUCACUGAUUUGAGACUCAAGUUGCAUCUAUACAAGGUUCGGUUUCUUCUUCUUACCAGGAACCCUAAGGCAGCCAAACGUGAAGUUAAGAUGGCCAUGAACAUAGCUAGGGGAAAUAAUUCCAUGGUUCUCUUUCUGAAGGCUCAGCUUGAAUAUGCCCGUGGAAAUCAUCCUAAAGCAAUUAAGCUUUUAAUGGCUUCAAGCAAUCGAACAGAAAUCGGAACUUCUAUCAUGUUCUACAAUAAUCUCGGUUGUAUUCACUUUCAACUUGGCAAGUAUCAAACAUCAGCUUUGUACUUUUCCAAGGCAUUAAGUACCAGUUCAGCAAUGAGGAAGGAAAAGCCUCAUUGCGGUACUAGUUUCUCGGCAGACAAAUACCUCCGCAUAGCUUAUAAUUGUGGCAUGCAGUACUUAGCUUGUGGCAAACCAAUCCUUGCUGCUCGAUGUUUCCACAAAGCCAGUUUAAUUUCCUACAAUCGGCCUCUCUUAUGGCUACGAAUUGCUGAAUGUUGUUUAAUGGCCCUUGAAAAGGGACUCCUGUAUUCUGAUGGAGAUUUGUCUAGCAGAUCAGAGGUUAAAGUCCGUGUUGUUGGAAAGGGAAAGUGGAGGCAUCUUGUAAUUGAGGACAGGGAAUUGAGAAGUAGCCAGGCAGGUUUUAUUGGUCGAGAAGAUUCAUUGAUCCGUAGUGAUAAACAACCCAAACUUUCGAUGUCUCUGGCUCGUCAGUGUCUAUUAAAUGCAUUACAGCUGCUAAACUCUUCCGAGUCUCUGCACUUGAGCUCCGGUUUGCCAUCUGAUUUAGCUAUUGAUGAAAAAGCAUUUUCUAAAAGUACCAACUAUAAGGGUGUGGUAGGAGGUGAUUCUCAGGCACAUAAUAUGGCAGUUGGUUCAGGUCAGUUUGCAAAUGGGGAAUUGAAAGAACCAAAAGGUGCAAGUAUUCUGAAUGCUACUUUACAAAACUCUGUUUCUGAUCACGAAGAUAUUUGCAGAAAAGAGAUCCAGAUAAUUAGACAAUCUGUUCUUGCUGAUUUGGCAUAUGUAGAGUUGGAAUUAGGGAAUCCCUUGAAAGCCUUGUCAACUGCAAGGACUCUCUUGAAAUUUACAGAGUGUUCAAAAAUAUACCUAUUCUUGGCCAAUGUUUUUGCAGCUGAGGCUCUCUGCUUGCUCAAUCGUCCGAAGGAAGCUGCAGAGCAUUUGAUGAUCUAUCUUACUAGUGGGAACAUUGUUGAACAUCCUUUUACCCAAGAAGAUUAUGAGUUCUGGCGAGUAGACAAAAACGUGAAAUGUGAGGAGUCAAAUGGUGGUUCAAUGGAUGCCAACAAUCCUUCAGCUGGUGAUGGACAAGUUUUUGCACUCAAUUCUGAAGAGGCACGGGGGACUCUCUAUGCAGACCUAGCUACCAUUUCUGCGAGACAGGGUGAUCUUGAGCAAGCCAGUAGAUUUUCAAGCCUAGCAUUGUCCACUAUACCAAACAGCCCUGAAGCCAUGUUAACUGCAACUUACUUGGAUCUCAUGUGGGGGAAGCCUCAUGAAGCUGUCAAAAAGUUUAAAAAUUUUAGUCGUGUUAGUUUCCUUGAUGGCAGUUUUGCAGUGAAAGGAUCGUUGUGAUCUAGUAAAGCAGUGAAUAUAUUGAUCCUUGACAAUCCACCAGUCACCCUGAGUUUAGUAGGUAGGUCAAAGUUCCUAUAAGAAUAUAAAGAGGAUCUGUAACAUAUAUAUAGUUCAGUUCAGGGUAUGAUUUUUCAGUUUCCUUUGAAUUUAGUUAAAAAUUUAAAUUUUUCGA